Molecule: messenger RNA, 12618 nt
Organism: Paramecium sonneborni
Lineage: Eukaryota; Ciliophora; Oligohymenophorea; Peniculida; Parameciidae
Source: the annotation of a GenBank genome assembly
AUGAUAAUAAAAUCAAAAGGAAGACAACCCGAUUUGACAUAUUUGCUUGUCAAAAUAAUGAAAUUAACACAUCAAAUGAUUGGAGAAUUGAUAAAUUCAAAUAUGAAUUAUAAUAAUUAAUCUGUAUUUAAGACUAAAAAAAAUCAAUAAUUGAGAGGAGGUGGAUUUGCAAUAUCAAGCUGUAGGUUUGGAUAAGCUCCUUAAGAAUAAGAAAUACAAAAUUUAACAGAAAAUAUGACAUAGUAUGAAAAAGCGUUGCCAUCAAAUUUUUAAAAUGAAUUUGAUGAUUCUGUUAAUGAUAUUAAAGAAGGAUUUGGUAAUCUGUUUAAUAAUUCUAUAAAAAAUAAAAUAAAAAUAAGAAUUUAAUGGUUCAGUUAUAAUAAAAAUAUUUUUAAUAAGCUGUGCAUUUAAUCUGAAAUUAAACCUGAUUUAAAAAAUAAAAUACUUGUUAAUCUAAAUUAUCUAUUGGAUGCAUUGCCUAAUUACUUAGAAGUUUCAUGGUUUUUGAGUUAUUAGAUAGCAUAAAUAUGCAACGACUUGUUAAGAAUUCUUUAUUCACAAAAAUUAGAUGAUCCAUAAGAUAUUUUAAAAAAGGUCAAAUAUUUUUGUAAAUAAUUAUCAAAUGAGUCUGAUAAUAUUUGGAAAGGUGGUCUUGAAUUUGAAUGUUCCUUAAUGGAUAUUAUGUUAACUAAUCUUAAACAACCUGGAGAAGAACUUGAUCUUCUAAAAAAAUUGGGUAAAAGUUUUGGGGAAUCUAUUCUAGAAGGUAAAAUAACAAAAAGUUUAUUGUCAAGUCUUAAAAAAGGAGCAAAAUACUUAGUAAAAAAAACAAUAAAUAAAGGAUUAUAUCCUAUAGAAGUAUAUUAAACUUAUUAUUUAUUUUAAAUAAUAAAAUGGAGAAUUAUUGAAACAGAUUCUCAAUCUGUCUAUUCAUCUAUAUAAACUUUAAAAGGCCUUUUUUAAUAAUAUAUCUAAGAAUCAAAUAAUUGGAUUUUGCAUUUCUGUUGGAUUCAGACCAUUACAGAUAUUAUUCUUUAUCGACCAAUUAUUGAUUAAGAAUUAUUAUAAUAAUAACACUUAUAAGAAACAACUAUGAUUUAAGAAUUAGCAUUUGAUCAUAAAAAGGCAAUCAUAUUAUUUUUUGAUUAAUAAUUAAAUCCUAGCUUAAACUCAAUACUUAGUAAUUACAGAAAGAAUGAACUUUAAUUGCUUUGUAAAACCCUAAUAGAUGAAUAAUUCACAUAAGAUUAGAAUUUAUGGGAUUAUUAUACAAACUUUCAUUUCAUUUAUAGUGAAAAAGUUGAUGUUAAAUAAAAUAGCAUAAUUUAAUUAGAGCGGGAAUAGGAACUACUAAAAAGUUAAUUUGAAUAAUUAAAGGAACUUUUUGAUUAAAUUAAGUUAACAUAAAUAGAAAUUUAAGAAACUUUGAUAAGGUAAGCAGUAAAAACUGAAUUAUCAAAAUAAUUAUUUGAUGAUCAUAAAAAUAGAUUAUCUUGUACAUAUUAUGAUUUAUGGAAAAAAGCAAUUUACCUAAUCAAUUUGAUUUUAGAUUUUUUGAAUUUUGAUUAUGAAAAACUUUAAAUAUUGAAAAAUUUAGAACAAUUUUGCACAGAUUAGACAUUUUAAUAACAUUUUAAUACUAUCAAAAUUUUUGUUGAAGAGGAAUUUCCACAAUUUUAAUAAAGGUUUUUAAAGGAUUUUUUAGAUCAAAUAUCCUUCAUAAGUAAUUUUGCAUUUUUAGAAUAAGAAGAAAUUAAACUAAACAAUUAAUAUAAAUAAAUUAAGAUAUAAGAAAAUUUACCAUUAAAUAGUUUUCUUUAGUUUCUUGAUGCCCUCCAUCAAUUAUAAAUUUUUAUUGAUUUAAAAAAUGAAAAUAAUAAUGUGAAAAUUACAAAUUUGAAUCAACAAAAUAUUAACUAGUUUUUUAAAUAAAUUAUUGAGGGUAAUUGGAUUAGAUAUAUAAUUACUAAUAUUUAAGAUUAAUUUUAAGAAAAAUUCUAAUUUAUGGAUGAUCUAAACGAAAUUUCUGAAAUCAAAAACUAAAUAAUUAAAUGCCAAAUCAGUAUUUCAACUAUCAGCUUUUUAAAAUAAUUUUAUGAAGUUCAGAUUGAGAAGAUAAAAUGGAUAAAAAGAAAAUUCUAAAUGUAUCUAAAUUAGGAUCAAUAAUAAAAUCAUAUAAAUGAAUUAAGUUUUUUAAAAAGAUUUAAUGACUUAUUAAAGAAAUAAAAUGAAAAAUUGACUUCUUUUAGAGAAAAUGUAAGUCAGAAUUUUAAUGUUGAUAUGAUUAAGUAGAAUUUUGAAUUGAUUGAUUUAGAAAUUGAUUCUGACAUAAAGACAAUUAAAACAGAAAUACAAAAAAAAAAAGAAAAAACAGAAGAAAAAGCUUGUAUUGAAGAAAAAUAUUAUAAGAAGGGAAUUAAGUUAUUGCUUGAUUUUUAAGCAUUGUUUAUAAUAUUUUUAAGUCUAAUUAAUGAAACUAAGCAUAAAUCUUAAGAUAAAUCAAAUAAUAAUAAUUUAUUAAUACAAGAAGAGCAAUAUUUGGAAAAAUAAGGUUAAGAAUUCUUGAAAAAAUUGGAUAAAUUAUUAAGCAAUUUUAAAGAAUUUAUAAAAAUAAUUGAAGAGAGUAAAGAACCAGAAAAAUAAUAGGAUAACUCCUUAUAUUUUGAAAUUUAAUGUUGUGAAUAUUGGUAUAUUUCCUAUGAGAAAACUAUUAAUUAACUUAAGAAUGCCAUGAAAUUUUAUUAAUCUUAUAAGAAGUUCUUAUUAAUUUAUUCUAAUUUAUUUUACUAUUCAGAUUCUCUUUAAUAAAGUUAAUAAUUUGAAAAUGAUAGUUUCAGAGGGCAAAUUAUAGAUUUUAGAAAUUAAAAUAAAGAAUGUAUAGAUCAACUAGAAGACUCUAUAAAAACUUAAUUCAAAGAUUCAAAAAUUUAAGUAGAAAAACCUAACCAUAAUCUUACUUUGAUACAAUUUUUAACAUUUUUUGAAAUGGAAGCAAACGAGGAAUAAAAUGAAAAUCAAGCUGAAGAUGAAAUGAAUGUUGAAGUAUUAUCAGAAAUAAAAGAUUAUUUUUUAUUAAAAAAAAACGAAUUAGAAAAUAUCAUUGAAGCAAAGGAUUAUAAAGUGGGAGAAUGUUUAGUUUACAAUUUAAUUAGACUUUAAAAUAGUAACUUAGAGGAUGAGAUAAUAAAUUUCGCUUCUCAAAAAUUAUAGUAAAUUUGGGUUUAUGAGUAAAAUUAAAGAGUAAGAAGUUUGUUAAAAAAUAAAGAAUUAAUCGACAUGUAAAAAUAGAUUUUUUAAAGAGAUAUUUAAACAAUGUCUGAGUAAAUUAAACAAUAAAUUUAAUAUAAAAUGUAACGUUUAGAAAAUCUUUAAUAAUAAAUUAGGCUCUAAGGAAAUCCAUAAGAAAGGGAAAAAUUAUAAUUAGAAUUAAAACUAUGUUAUUAAUAGCUUGAUGAAUCAAUCGAUAACGUAUCUGAAAUGUCUGAAGCUAUGAAUAUAACUCUAAUGUUUUUGAAGGAUAUAUCAAAAGAUGUAAAAUCUAUAAAAAUUUCAAUAGAUAACUUAUAAACUAGCUUAUAGGAUAUUGGGAAUGAUAUUCGAAAACUAAGAGGAAAAAAAUAUGAUGAACUUCUUUAAAUAAGAAAAUAAAAGAUUCUUUAAUAAGCCUAGCUAUAAAAAGUAGAUUCCAUAUAUGUUUAAUUAUAAACAAUAGAAAGAAAUCCUUUAGAUGGUAGUUUGAAGCCUGGAUCUUUUUUGUUAAAAGAGUAAAUAUAGGAUUAGAAUGGAGAAGUAAAUGAAUUUAUUUGGCAUGAAACAUAAGAAAAUAAGGAUAAUACUGGAGAAAAGGAUGUUAUGUUAUUAUCUGGUUUUGCAGGUUCAGGAAAGAGUAGAGCAGCUAAAAAAAUAGAAGAGUUUAUUUGGUAAUCAUAAGGGAUUUAAUCUGAAUGGAUUCCAAUCUAUGUAUCUCUACCAACUUUGAAGAAUCCAAAAUAUAAUUUAUUGGAUUAGGCUUUGGAAUCUGAAAAUUAUUAAUUUGAUAAAUACUAAAUAAAAGAAUUCAAAGAUGCAAUAUGCAAAAAGAAAGCAAAAGUUGUUUUGAUUUUAGAUAGUUAUGAUGAGAUGAAGUAGGAUUGUAUUUAAUAAAAUCUUAUCAUGACAAAUAAGUUAAUCUAAGAUCUAAAUAUUGAAAAAAAUGAUAGACAACUUAAAAUAAUAAUUACAACAAGAAGAGAAAUUUUAAAUACAGAUGGUUAUGAGACAUGGUUUUAUGGAGAAAGUUUGAAAACUCUAAAAGAAGUAUAAUUAUUAAACUUUAAUCAAGAGUAGUAAAAUAAAUAUUUAGAAAAGUAUUGUAAGUUAAGUAUUAAGAGAACUCUUAGGAGAACUUAUGAAUUUGUAAAAUAGGUUUAAGGACAAAAUUUUGAUUUAGCAGAGUUUAUUAAAAUAUGGAAUUCUAUUCUUAAUUAAGUUAAAUAAUGCUUAUUAAAUUCAAAAAUAAAUGGAUUGGAUUCAAUAUUUUAAAAUCAGUAGUAAGAGAUGAUAAUUAAAAAAAUCAAAUAAUAAGCAGUUUUUAAAUAUUUAUCAGAUGAACAAAUUACAGGAUUUAGAAAGGAUCUUUUAAAUUUAUGGAGUGUAAAUAAAUUUAUAAAGUCUAUAAACUCGGUUAAUAUUUAAAAUCUAUUGACAACUCCAUUUAUGUUAGAGAUUAUUGUUUAGGUUUUACCAUCUAUGACAAAGAAAUAUCAAGGAUCAAUUGAAAUUAAAGAAAAUUUUAGAUAAUUCUAUUUGAGCAUUAACAAAAGAGCCAAAUUAUCAAGGAAUUAGAUUUAAUAAUUUAAGUUGAAAAUGGAAGAAUCUUUAAAAAAUAAAUAAGAAAAUCAAAUCAAUUAUUAAUAGUAGGAAAACAAAUCUAUUAUAAAAAGUUCAAGAAUAUAGUAAACUUAAAAAAAAUAAAAAAUAGAUUAAAUAAUCGAUUCUCUUGAUAGUAUAUAGUUUUUUUAGUUUUAUUCAAUUGAUAGCAACAUUUAAUUAAAAGAAGGGAAAAUUAAUAUUGACGGAUAAAAUUUACAAGUAAGUGUUAAUAAUCUUGACAUAGUUGUAAUGGCAUUAAAAAUAAAAUAAAUUACAGCUUUUGAAUUCUAUGAAAGUUUUAUCAGCUUUUAUCACGAAUAGUAAAUUUUAAAAUAAAGAGAAUUAGGUAAAGUUUCAAAUUAUGAAAGUUUUGCUAAAGAUAUCUAAUAAUUUUCUUAAUCUUUAGCUUUGGAUCUAACAAUCAAAGAUCUAUCUUAAAUUAACUAUAAAUAAAAAGGGUAAUUGCUUUUAUAAAGUAAUUAUAAAGCAACUUAAGAAGUAGACAAUUGGUUAGAUUAAUAUUUAAGUGAUUCAAAUUCAGAUAAAGAAUAUAAAAAAUUGAUAAGAAGCUGUAUUCUUUUAAGUAACAAAGGAAGCACAUAUUAAUUUACUCAUAAAUCGAUAUAAGAAUUUUUUGUUGCAUAAUAUGUUUAUAAUUUUUUGGUUUCACUUGGAAAUUUAAAUUAAAAUAAAGAAUUCUAUAAUUUAGAGCAUUUAAUAAAUUCUCUGUUUAAUUCACCAACUUUUAAUUUAUCCUGUGAAGCAUUCAGGGGAGCAAAUUAUUUCAUAAAAGAUAAACUACUUAAUACAAAUAUAAAUUAAAAAAUGAUAGAUAUAGUAUUAUUAUCAAGUAAGAAAGAAUUUUGUCGAGCAGCCUCAAAUAGUAUAUAUUUACUCAGCUAGAUGAAUAUUUAUUUAGGAUCUUAAAAUUUUAGUUCUAUUUAAUUAGCUGAUACAAAUAUUUCCGGGUUGAGCUUCUUUGAAUCUGAUUUUAGUAAUUCUAUUUUUUAGAAUGUAACAAUAAAUUCUUGCAAUUUUAAUUAAACCAAUUUGUCAGAUAUUAUGUGGAAUGAUGUGAUAUGUAAAGAGAAGCCUUAUUUAGCAGGUCAAAAAUUGUGCUUUAAAGCUGUAGCAUUUUCUUCUGAUGGUAGAUAUAUAGCAUCAGGAGGAGAGGAAGGAAUUGUUAAAUUAUGGAAUCCUCAAACUUAUAUGUUUAUCUAAAAUUUAAUGCCUAAUCACGAAAGUUGUAUCUAAUAACUUUAAUUUUCUUCUGAUUCUUAAUUUCUAAUUUCUUGUGAUUAAGGCGGUAAAAUAAAAUUUUGGGAUUUACUCAACUUUACUUAAAAGCAAAUUAAAGUUCCUGAUUUUAUAGAAAAAAUUUAAAAAUUCUAAUUAUCUGAAGAUUGUAAAAAAAUCUUCAUUCUAACUGAAAAUAUAUUUGUCAUCUAAGACUUUGAUAUAUUAUUUCUAGAAACAGAGAAUCAAAAAGAAUAAGAAAUUAAUCAAUUUUUGGUUUCUCUAAUAAAUAAAAAUCUAGAUAAUGUCUUAUUUAAUGUGAAUAUUAUUCCAAAUUUAAGUAAAUUUACAAAAUUGUUGGAUAAUUUUGAUUUAAACACUAAAAUUAUAGUUUUUAGUCCAGAUGGAAAAUUAAUCGCAGUUGCAGAUGAAUUAAUGAUCAAAAUUUGGGAACUUUAAACUAAUUCAUUUAUUGAAUAUUUAACUGAAUUUAAUGUUUUUUCUUUAUAAUUUACUUCUGAUAAUAAAAGUCUAAUUUUAGGAGGAAAACGGACAUUUAAAGUUAAAGAAAUAAACUCUUUUAAAAUUAACGAAAAAAUUGCUUAAAAAGUUACUUGUUAAGAAGUUUAUAUAUCUCCUAUCAAUAAUUAAAUAAUUGCAAUUGUCAUUGAAAAAGAAAUUUAAAUAAUUGAUAUUUAAUCAAAUAAUCUUUUAAAUAACAAAAAAUUUGAUCUCUAGCCUAAGAAUAUUAUAAUUUCUCAAGAUGGGUAUAAGCUAGCAUUAAUUUUCAAGAAUGAGAAAAAUUAUAUUGUUGAAUUUUUAAUAUUAUAUUUCGACAAUCUUAAUACAAUAAUAAAAACCAAGUGGGAUGAUAACCUUUUUAAUUCCUAUUUUUUAUCAGAUGAUUUAAGUAGAAUGUAUUUAUCAGGUUAAGAGAAGACCUUUGAGCUAAAUUUAUAAAUAAAGAUCGGAAAUCCAUAAUUAUUUAAAUUAAAAAAAAAUCUUGAAGCAUAAAUAUUUUGUGUCAAACCUCAAAAUUAGAUUAUGGCUUAUGUCGAAUCUGAAACAUAAUCAAUCUUUCUUUUUAAUAUUUUAACUGAAAAAUAAAUAGGAUAAGAAUUGAGAAAUGGUUAAAAAGAAGUUUAGGCGCUAUGCUUUUCUCCAAAUUAAAAUAUUUUAGCUGUUGGCUAUUAAGAUGCAUAAUUAUUAGUUUGGAAUUUAGACACAUACAAACAUCAAUAAAUAGUUUUCUAAAAAAUUAUUUCUUAAGACUAAUAAAUAGAUUUAAAUUUAGAAUAAUUGACAGAAUAUACACUUAAUUUACAUAAGAGUGAUAAAUUUGAAUAGUUAAUUUUUUCUCCUAAUGGAAAAUUAUUUGCAAUUAAUGGCUUUGAUAAUCUUUAUGUUUAUGAAACUUAAUCAUGGAAUUUAAUUAAAUUUAAAAUGAAUCUAAUCAUAGUUUAAAUUAAUUUUUCACAUGAUAACAUAUAUCUGGUGGUUAUUAGUUACAAUUCUAAAUAUUUUUGUAAUAUUGAGAAUAAUUACUAAUUAACUUAUCAAUCUCCUAAGGAAUUUCAUUAUUAUAAAAUUUUUUUAACUAUAGAUAGUAACAUUUAGAUAUAUGCAGAUUAGGAAUCAAUAAUAUUGUUUGAUGUUUCAACUUAAAUUAUGAAAAGCAAAAAAUUGGUAGGUUCAAUAAAGUAUAUAUCAAUCUCAUAAAAUAAUUGUAUAAUGGCUGUAGCUAUAUAAUUGAAUGAUAAUUCUAUAAUUCAAAUAUGGAAUUAUUCUAACAAUGAACUAGAAAUUAUUGCAAGUGAAUUGUUUUCUUUUUAAAUAAUUUAAAUUUCCUUUAUUAAUAAUGAUUAAGAACUAUUAUUGUAAUUUUAUGAAGAAGACAGAUUUAAAAUAAAAUUUUAUUUGAUAAACCAUUUUUAAUUUAAGAGUAUUGAAAAUUAAAGAUUUAAUUGUGGUGCAUUUUCUAAAAAAACCUAAAUCAUUGCAUUAGGAUAUUAUAAAUAAAUUAGCAUUUUAACAGAUAAAUUAGAGAGUUGUCUAAAAGCUAUUGAUUUUAAUUAAGAUAUAAAUGAGAGAACUCUUGUUUAAUUUAUAUAAAAUGAUUAAAUAAUUGUUUGUGGAAGUUAGGAUGGUUUAAUUUCAUUUUGUAAUUUUUUAGAAUAAAAAUGCCAUCUCACAAAUUUCAAGAUUUCAUAUAACUCCAUUUUGAAGAUUUAAUUUAUAAAAAAUGAUUCUAUUUUAAUAAUCCUGGAUGAAAAAGGUAAUUUAUCAGUAUUUUGGGUAUUAUAUGCAUAAAAUUAAAUCAAUAUAAGCUUUAUUGGAUAUUAUGAAGUUAUAAAUUUUUUUUCAGCUUCAUUAGAUGGGGAAAGAUUCAUUGGAAUAAAGAAUAAUUAAUACAUUAUAAAUUUGAAUGAAUCAAAUUUUGAUUUCUGCUUAACUAAUAUCUAAGUUGAAUUAUAGAAAAUAUAUUUUUCUUUUUGUAUGAACUUUUUAAUCAUUUUAGAUAGUCAACAUUAAAUAAAAAUAUAUUAUAAAGAAUUAUAAUUUAAUCAAAUAAAUGAAUAGAUUGAAAAGGUAGAAGAUGCUGAUCUUCAUCCAAGAUUGAAUUUAUUAGCUAUAUAUACAGAAGAGUAGGAGAUUAAAUUAAUUUAAUUUUCAGCUAUUAAAUGGUAAGUCAUUUUUUCUAUAAGGUCUUUUACAGUAUUUAUUUAAGAUUCUUUUCAUGGAAAUUAUAAUUUAAAAUUUACCUAAAAUGGUUAAAUAUUAGUGUUAAUAGAUAAUUCCUUAAUUCGUUGGUAUUAAGUAUAGAAAAAUAGAACUCUAAAGGUUAUGGGUUUUGUUACAUAAGAAUAUGUAAGAAAUCCCAUUUAAUCAGAUUAGAGAAUAUAUUUGUUCGAUAGUAAAUAUUUAGCUUACAUUUCAAAAUAAAAUAAAGGAUUAAGAUGGGUUGAUGUGAAAGAUGAGAAAAUUACAGUUUCAAAUAUUGUUGGACAAAAUGUGUAAGUCUUAUUAGGACGUAAUUACACUUAUUUAAAUUCUAAUCAUUUUUCUAUAAGUUAGGGAGAGUAAAUUGUUUAUUUUCAUUGUUCUAUUUCAGUUUAUGCAUUUGAUAUUUAAGAUAUGAUAAUGUAUAAAAUUCGUUACAGGAGUGAAAUAGAGGAUAUUUAAGAUAAGAUAAUGCAUAAAAUUUGUUGCUAGAUUGAAAUAGAGGAUAUUUAAGCCAUAGACAAUAGAUCAUUGAUAAUUGUUUUUUAUGAUAGUAAUAAAAAAGUAAGAUGUUUUUAAUAAUUGAAUUGGGAUUUAUCUGAUGAGGGUUAAAUAAAUAAGAGUCAUUCUGAAAUAGGAACAACUUUAAAGAAAUUUAUUGGAACUAGUUUUUACCCUUUAUAAUAGCUAUGGGCAGUAAUAUUAGAAAACGACAUAAUUAUUAAAUUAUGGAAUGUUAAAGCAAAGAAAAUAAUUAAUAUAUUUUAAGGACAUCGAUAAAUUAUUAACAAUUUAACUUUUUCAAGUGAUGGACUUAUUUUAGCAACUGCUAGUGAAGAUUAAUCUAUUAGACUUUGGAAUAUUGAUUUUAUUGAAUAAAUUGAUCCUUCUGCUGGCCAUAGAGAUACAAUCAAUGAUAUUGCUUUUUCUAAAGAUGGACUUUUAGUUGCUUCAUGUAGUCGUGAUAAAACAAUAAUAUUAUGGGAUCUUUUAGAUAAAAAAUUUAUUGUUCAACUUGAAGGUCAUCAAUAAAUAAUAAAUUGCCUUUAAUUUUCUUAUUGUUCUAAAUUCUUGUAUUCUGGAAGUGAUGAUAAAUCUAUUCGAGUUUGGAAUAUUGAGAAUCCCUGGUAAUCUAAGUUAAUUAAUAUCUAUUUUAUUAAUGAUUUUCCUAUGAAAUCAAUCUAUUUAUCACCAAUAGAUCCUAAUAUGUUUAUCAUUCGUUACUAUAAUUCUGUUUAAAUUAUCAAUUAAGAGGAUAUUUAGACUUUUUGUGAUUUAUUACCAAGCGCCUAUUUUCUAAAUUUUAAAAAUAAUGAUGAAUUAAUUUAUUUAGUAGAUGAUUCUUCUUCUUAUUACAAGAGUGACUAUAAGAAAGAUUUACUAAUUUAUGAUAUAAAUAAGAGAAAAUCAACACUAAUUAAGUAAAAAUAUUAUCCAAGAACUUAAAUUAUAUGCUCAAAUAAUUAAAUUCUUGAGUUAUAAAUUUAGAUUUUUUUUGAAGGAGAGAUAACCAUAUUAUAGAAAAAUUAUAAUUAAAAUUGGAUAGAAAUUAAUAAUGUUUGUUUACCAUUAGCUGAAAAGAUAAUGUUAUCUCCAGACUACUAAACCUUAGUUUUGUAAACUAACAAAAUACUCUCCUUUUGGAAAUUUGAAUUUCUAAAAUCAAAAGUCUUAGAUAAAUCUUAUGAAUUAGAAUUAAUUUAAAAAGGACGCUUUCCUCUAUAUACAACUAUUUCAUCUUUUUGUUCUUUUGCUACAUUUUAUUAUUAUGAGAGAGAAAUUAAAUUCAUUGAUAUCAAUAAUAGUUUAGAAUCUGUAAAUUACACAACCUUUGAUGGUAUUAAUAAAGUUGAACAUUUAAGAAACUAUUAAUUAGAAGAUAUAUGUUUCUCAUUUGAUAUGAAAUACAUUGCAGCUGUUUUUUAUCAAGAACAUUCAGUAAUUUAUUUUUGGGAAGUUAUUAAGCCUGAUUAAUUAUAUAGGUUAAAUGCAGAAAAUAAUAUUUAAAUUAUUACUUUAUAGUUUUCUUCAAUUGAUUCACACAUUAUUUAUUCAGCAUAUAGUAAUUGUGAAAUAAUUAAGUGGAAUUUACAAACAUUAGAGUCUAAAUUUCUAACUAGAUUCUAAAGUCUAGAUUUAUAGUAAGCGCAAUAAGUCUUGUUUUCAUCUCAAUUUCAUUAUUUAAUAUUUAUGAAGACAUAUUCAGAUAUUAUUCUUAUUGAUCUUAAACAAUAAAUUCAAAUAGAAAAUAUAGAAAGCAUUUAAUAGGCUUAUAAAUUUUGUUUUUCAGAAGAUGAAAGUUUAAUAGCUUAUGCAAAUUAAAAUGAGUUGUGGCUAUGCUGCAUUUUGAACUCUCGUUUAAUUGAAAAAGAUAAAUUUAAUUUAUUUUAAACAGAAUUUAUUAAAUCUAUUUAAUUUUUUUUAAAUGAGAAAUUAUUAGUUUGGUAGGUUUAUAAUCAUUAAUAUGAAAAUGAAUAUCAUCUCAUAUCUGUUUUCGAAAUUUAAUUAAAUUAAAAAUUAAGAAUUUUAGAUUGUUUUUAAAUAAAAGAUAAGAUCAGUGAUUUUAAAUAUCAUUAAAUCAAAUAAUAACUUGUUGUAUUAUGUAAAAGCAAAAUUUAUUUUUUUAAUAUUUUAAAUAGAAUCAUAGGAUAAACAAUUAAAUUUGAAGAUACACCUAAAUACUGUUUUUCUUCAGAUUCAUAAUAUUUUGUUCUAUUAAAUCCAAAUUUGAGUUUAAGAGACACAAAAGAAUUUGAAGAAAUUAAAUCUUUUAAUUACGAAGGUGAUUAAUUAGACUUUUAGAAAUGUAAUGAAAACCUAAUUUUAGUUAUUGCAUAAGGAAAAUUGUUAAGAUUUUUAGAUUUCUCAAAUAUUGAUGAUAUUAAAGAGGUUCAGACAUUAGAUUUUGAUAUUUAAAUAAUUUCUGUUUAACUAACAUCCAAAUAUUGUUUAACCUAACAUUAUAUAAGGAAUUAACAAUCUGAUUACUUAUUUUAGAUACAUGAUAUUUAAAAUUUACCACAUAUAUUUAAAUCAGAUAUUUAUAGUGGCUAAAAUGCAAUUUUGUCAAAAAACAGUUAAUAUUUAGCUUAUUCAAAUAAUAUAAAUACUAAAAUAAUAAAGACAUACACUAAACAUCUUUAUGAAGAUAAAGAACCAGAUGACAAUUUAAAUUUUAUCUCCUAAUCACCAAGUGGAAAAUAUCUAGCAAUUUAAACAAAAAAUUCAGUUUUAAUUCUGAACUACAAUUCAAUGGAACAAAUACAUAAAUAGUUUUUAAGCGAAACAUUAAUCGAUUUUUCUGAAAAUUGGAAAUUUAUGGCAUUUUCUGACAAAGGUAAGAUAAAAAUUAAAGAAAUUUAAAAUGAAUGUUAAUUUUUAGAAAAUGAAAAAUUAGAAUUAUAUGAAGAAAAUUAUUCUCUAAUUACAUUUUCUUUAUCAUAAAUUGGAAAUUAUCUUGCUUCUGGGAAUAUAAAUGAAGUAAAAAAUGAGUGUAAGAUAAUUUUAUGGGAUGUUGAAAAAUGUAAGCUAAUAGCUUAAAGUGGAAAUUUAGAUUCUUAUGUAAAACAUAUAAAAUUCUGUCCUGAUGGUAUUACAUUUGCAGCAGCAUUAGAAAAUGGUCCUUUACAUUUAUAUUAAAUAAAGGAAAAUUUCUAAGAAAUAUCUAUUUCAUGCUUUAAAUCAAUAGCAAGAUAAUCUACAUUAUUAGCUCACAAAAGUAUUCUAACUAAAAAGUCUUAAGUAAUGAAAUCUCAGAACUCAAUAAGAGAAUUAUUCAUUUAGAAAGGAGCGAUUUUAAAAGAUAAUUGA